Messenger RNA from Cadophora gregata, 3019 nucleotides. RefSeq lists its product as uncharacterized. The record is from RefSeq and is a predicted model, not a curated record. NCBI's taxonomy places the organism in Eukaryota, Fungi, Ascomycota, Leotiomycetes, Helotiales, Ploettnerulaceae. The transcript is spliced from 3 exons. Gene Ontology annotation, biological process: carbohydrate metabolic process; ergosteryl 3-beta-D-glucoside catabolic process. Gene Ontology annotation, molecular function: steryl-beta-glucosidase activity. The coding region runs from base 458 to 2749 and encodes 763 amino acids.
CUCUUCAAUUGGAUGCUGCCGCUGCCGGCGGAACUUCGCGUUGUGCCAUCCGUGCCCAGCUGGUUCGAAGGGAGACGGGAGCGAUGCAAUCAUCAUCAAGCACUCGCACUCCAUCACUUGCGCCCUAGAGUACCGCCACUCCACGUUAUUCAGCAAUUUACAGUCGCACUGACUUGCUGAAAUUGCAGCGCCUUUUCUCCUCCUUGUUGCUCCGCAAUACUCUGUUUACUUCAUAAUCCUCUCUGAUGCUUCGUCACUAGUCAGUGACGUGCAGUCGUCCCCACAGCCUUGGAAGUUCCCUCGUGGUGUUGGCUACGGUCACAGGUGCUGAAUCCAAGGAAGAGGGCAACCAGAGGACCUGGCAGGACGUCUCAAACCCCGACUUCCUUACUCUGCGCUGUAUGCGACCAGCUAAAUUCCUCGACAUUGCAGUCCUAGAGCCGGUGGACUCAACAACAUGCCGUUGAGACUGACCAUCGAGAAUGGCCAAUUCCAAGAUGGUUAUGGAAGACAGGUUACCCUCCGGGGCAUUAAUGUGGCGGGAGAUGCAAAGUAUCCCAGCAAUCCAGAUCAGCCCUCUCAUAUCCCGCUGGACUUCUUCGAUGGAGAUACGGUCAACUUUCGCUCCCGUCCAUUCCCUCUCGAAGAUGCGCACCUCCAUUUUUCUCGACUGAAGCGCUGGGGCUACAAUACCAUACGUUAUGUCUUUACUUGGGAAGCUAUCGAGGCGGCAGGGCCGGGGAUAUACGAUGAAGAAUGGAUUCAGCAUACUAUUGAGAUUCUCCGGCUGGGAAGAAACUAUGGGUUCUAUAUAUUCAUGGAUCCACAUCAGGACGUUUGGUCGAGGUUCUCAGGCGGAUCUGGAGCUCCAAUGUGGACAUUGUAUGCAUGUGGACUGAAUCCCCAAAGCUUCGCUGCCACAGAAGCUGCACUUGUACACAAUACCUACCCCGAGCCCGAAAAGUUCCCCAAAAUGAUAUGGUCGACGAAUUACACGCGGAUGGUAUGCCAGGUUAUAUUUACUCUUUUCUUUGCUGGGAAAGACUUUGCGCCGAAGUGCAUUAUCGAUGGGAAGAAUAUUCAAGACUUUCUGCAAGAUCACUUUAUCGGUGCUCUUGCGCACCUGGCUAAGCGGAUACACGAAGCUGGAGACUUGGAGGAUGAAGUUGUCAUUGGAUGGGAGAGCAUGAACGAGCCGAAUCGCGGGCUAGUGGGCUGGCAAGAUAUCACUGUAAUCCCAAGUGAACAGAAGCUGCAGAAGGGUACAUCACCAACAGCCUGGCAAGCUAUCUUGACCGGAUCUGGAAGGGCAUGCGAGAUAGACACCUGGGACUUCGGAGGCAUGGGACCAUACAAGUCUGGAAGAGUUCUGGUCGAUCCGCAAGGGGAAAGUGCAUGGCUUCCGGCUGAUUAUGAUGAGUCCAGGUACUCAUACAAACGGGAUCCUGGAUGGAAAUUGGGAGUGUGUAUCUGGGCUCAGCAUGGAGUCUGGGAUCCAAGCACCGAUACUCUCCUGAAGAAAGACUACUUCAAGAAAAACUCGAAAGGAGAAGUACUCGAUUAUGAAGUGUUCACCAACACGUAUUGGAUGGACUAUUACCGGAAGCACAGGGAUGCUAUUCGAAGCCAUCACAAAGACUGUAUUUUGUUUUGUCAACCUCCGACAUUGGAAAUUCCCCCCAGCAUCAAGGGUACCCCAGAUGAUGACCCGAAGAUGGUCUACGCGCCUCACUACUAUGAUGGUCUAACCCUGAUGACAAAAAAGUGGAAUCGUUAUUGGAAUGUUGAUGUCCUCGGUGUCUUGCGGGGAAGAUAUAUGAGCCCGGCUUUCGCUGUGAAGAUUGGAGAAACCGCAAUUCGGAACUGCUUCAGGGAUCAAUUGUCCGCUAUCAGACAGGAAGGAGUAGACUACAUGGGCAACCACCCAUGUGUCUUGACUGAAUUCGGUAUUCCGUACGAUAUGGACGACAAGUACGCUUACAAGACCGGAGACUACUCUAGUCAGUCCGGUGCUAUGGAUGCCAACCAUUUUGCCGUCGAGAAUAGCUCCAUGGCUGGUUAUACUUUGUGGCUGUACAUGUGCGAGAAUAAACAUCAUCUGGGUGAUCAAUGGAACGGAGAAGACUUAUCAAUCUUUUCUUUGGAUGAUCAACCUCUCCCAUUAUCACCAAUUCCUCCUACGCCAUCGAAUGGAUCAACGACUAGUCUGGUCCAAAAAUCUGGUCCCCUGUCAAAGAAAGCCUUCUCCGAUGAGUCGACUAUCAACCCUGGCAACCUGAAAGACAAACUUAAAACGCCUUCAAUCUCUUCAGAAGCAAAGGCGUCGGAUGCGCCCCCCGAGCUUACGAACGCGCCUGGCUAUAGAGCUGCGGAGGCAUAUUUACGCCCCUCCCCUAUCUCGACAGUCGGGAGGAUCAUAAAGUCGGGAUUCGACUUGCGAAAUUGUAUCUUUACAUUCACACUUCAUGCUCAUACACCUAGCACGGAAGAGAAACCAACCGAGAUUUUCUUGCCAGAGUUCCACUUUCCCAAAGACAAGUGCGAGAUCGUAGUUUCAGCGGGAAAAUGGACCAUCAGUACAGAUGACGAAGAUGGAGGAUUGAUCCAGAAGUUGAGAUGGUGGCACGUGGAGGGCGAACAUAGUAUCAAGGUCACUGGUGUUCAGCGAAGACAGAACAUGGCCCUGGGUAGAGAGGAGGAAGAAGGUUACUUGGAUCAAUGCCAGCAGAGCAAAUGCUCUAUGAUGUAGAUCAUGAGAUUAUGACACGGUGUAUCAGCAGGCUUUACAUGUGGCAGGUUUGAGCACAUACUUUUGAUUAACAAAUGGCGGAUUUUUUUUGCAAGGAGUUUGGCCUACCAGGAUUGCGCUACUGAGCGGUUGGAUUGGCUUGGUUGUACAUUCAUAUUCUUGAGCCUCAGACAGUCUCGAGAAAAACAUUUAUUUAUCCAACCUCAACUGCGAUCUAUCGUGAUUAAGGGGCCGACACAAAUCCUUCUAAAUACUUGCGCAUGCCGUGUA